This is a messenger RNA of Pelobates cultripes (western spadefoot toad), 643 nucleotides long. Lineage: Eukaryota; Metazoa; Chordata; Amphibia; Anura; Pelobatidae. The record is from the annotation of a GenBank genome assembly.
AUGGCAGACAUCAAGCAAAGAAUACACGCAAGCCUGCAACACAUGUAUAGAUCAACUGAACACAUGCAAGCCUGCAACGGCAGGUAGAGAUCAACUGAAUAACGCAAGCAAGCCUGCAACGGCAGGUAGAGAUCAACUGAAUAACGCAAGCAAGCCUGCAACGGCAGGUAGAGAUCAACUGAAUAACGCAAGCAAGCCUGCAACGGCAGGUAGAGAUCAACUGAAUAACGCAAGCAAGCCUGCAACGGCAGGUAGAGAUCAAUUGAAUAACGCAAGCAAGCCUGCAACGGCAGGUAGAGAUCAACUGAAUAACACAAGCAAGCCUGCAACGGCAGGUAGAGAUCAACUGAAUAACGCAAGCAAGCCUGCAACGGCAGGUAGAGAUCAACUGAAUAACACAAGCAAGCCUGCAACGGCAGGUAGAGAUCAACUGAAUAACACAAGCAAGCCUGCAACGGCAGGUAGAGAUCAACUGAAUAACACAUGCAAGCCUGCAACGGCAGGUAGAGAUCAACUGAAUAACACAAGCAAGCCUGCAACGGCAGGUAGAGAUCAACUAAAUAACACAAGCAACCCUGCAACGGCAGGUAGAGAUCAACAGGAGAAUAUGUGUGAAACCUGCACUGCAAGUAAAGAUAAAUAG